Molecule: messenger RNA, 8660 nt
Organism: Oryzias melastigma (Indian medaka)
Lineage: Eukaryota; Metazoa; Chordata; Actinopteri; Beloniformes; Adrianichthyidae
Gene: hectd1
Product: HECT domain containing 1
Exons: 43
Coding region: 374-8149 (2591 amino acids)
Biological process (GO): anatomical structure development; protein K63-linked ubiquitination; proteasome-mediated ubiquitin-dependent protein catabolic process
Cellular component (GO): nuclear speck
Molecular function (GO): protein binding; ubiquitin protein ligase activity; metal ion binding
Source: RefSeq, a predicted model, not a curated record
UUUCCGAGCUCGACGGCAGCCCUGAACGCCGCAGACUUGGCUCAGCUCUCGCUCUCAGUCCGGUCGGCUGAGCGCUGCUUACCGGCCCGCUGAGCUGAACUGUGUCGCCGCCUGUGAUCCGCUCAGAAGAAAUGGGAGUGCCUUGAUUUCAGCACCAACACCGGCGACACCAACGACUCGGAACGUCUUCGCGUGGACGCGAAUAAUAGCUGCGCGGCGGAUCGUUUCUUUGACGGAGAAAAACUUCGUCCUUAAGAGACCUGCCCCCCCUCCAUCUCAUUGGUUGGAUGAAUACCAAACAGCGUCUCAGCUGUGACCAGUGAUCGGGCACUGAGCCAGACGGGGCAGCCAAAGGACAGCCAGGCUUGCCAUCAUGGCGGAUGUGGACCCAGACACGUUGCUGGAGUGGCUGCAGAUGGGUCAGGGCGAUGAGCGGGACAUGCAGCUCAUCGCUUUGGAGCAGCUCUGCAUGCUGCUGCUCAUGUCGGACAACGUGGACCGCUGCUUCGAGACGUGUCCUCCUCGAACGUUCCUUCCAGCUCUGUGUAAGAUCUUCCUGGAUGAGAGCGCUCCGGACAACGUGCUGGAAGUCACGGCCAGAGCCAUCACCUACUACCUGGACGUGUCGGCAGAAUGCACGCGGAGGAUCGUGGGCGUGGAUGGGGCCAUAAAGGCCCUGUGCAACCGGCUGGUGGUGGUGGAGCUCAACAACAGGACCAGCAGGGAUCUGGCUGAGCAGUGUGUUAAAGUGCUGGAGCUGAUCUGUACCAGGGAGUCCGGCGCCGUUUUUGAGGCCAGCGGCCUGAACUGCGUGUUGAGUUUCAUUCGUGACAGCGGUCACCUGGUCCACAAAGACACUCUGCACUCCGCCAUGGCGGUGGUGUCUCGCCUCUGUAGCAAGAUGGAGCCACAGGACUCCUCUCUGGAGACCUGCGUGGAGUCUCUGUCCAGCCUCCUGAAACACGAGGAUCACCAGGUGUCAGACGGUGCUCUGCGUUGCUUCGCCUCAUUGGCUGAUCGGUUUACUCGUCGAGGUGUAGACCCCGCCCCCCUGGCCAAACAUGGACUGACGGAGGAGCUGCUGUCCCGCAUGGCGGCCGCUGGAGGCUCCGUGUCGGGCUCGUCCUCCGCCUGUAAACCGGGUCGGCCCUCCACUGGUGCCACACCGUCUGCCCCCGACUCCAAACUGAGCAACCAGGUGUCCACCAUCGUCAGCCUGCUGUCCACGCUCUGCCGGGGCUCGCCGGUGGUCACUCACGACUUGCUACGUUCGGCGCUCCCCAACUCCAUGGAGUCUGCGCUAGGAGGGGACGAGCGCUGCGUGCUGGACACCAUGCGGCUGGUCGACCUGCUGCUGGUGCUUCUGUUCGAGGGCCGCAAAGCGCUGCCAAAGUCCACCGCCGGCUCAGCGGGUCGGAUCCCGGGGCUUCGCCGCCUGGACAGCUCAGGGGAGCGGUCACACCGACAGCUCAUCGACUGUAUCCGCAGCAAAGACACCGACGCCCUGAUAGACGCCAUUGACACUGGAGCUUUUGAAGUAAACUUCAUGGACGACGUCGGACAGACGCUGCUGAACUGGGCCUCAGCUUUUGGCACACAGGAAAUGGUGGAGUUUUUGUGUGAAAGGGGAGCAGAUGUGAACCGAGGUCAGAGGUCAUCCUCGCUGCACUACGCUGCCUGUUUCGGACGGCCACAAGUCGCCAAGACGCUGCUGCGGCACGGAGCCAACCCAGACCUCAGGGACGAGGACGGGAAGACUCCUUUGGACAAAGCCAGGGAGAGGGGGCACAGCGAGGUGGUGGCCAUCCUUCAGUCACCGGGAGACUGGAUGUGUCCAGUGAACAAAGGAGAUGACAAGAGGAAGAAAGACGCGAGUAAGGAGGAAGAGGAGGGCAGUGAACCCAAAGGAGACCCCGAAAUGGCCCCUUUCUACCUGAAAAGACUCCUCCCCGUUUUUGCACAAACCUUUCAGCAAACCAUGCUGCCUUCGAUCAGGAAAGCCAGCCUGGCCCUCAUCAGAAAGAUGGUCCACUACAGCAGUGAGGUUCUGCUGAGGGAGGUGUGUGACAGCGAGACGGGACACAACCUGCCCACAGUGCUGGUGGAGAUCACCGCCACCGUCCUCGACCAUGAGGAUGAUGACGACGGUCACCUGCUGGCUCUGCAGAUCAUCAGGGAUCUGGUGGACAAAGGUGGAGAUGUUUUCCUUGACCAGCUGGCCCGGCUUGGUGUCAUCAACAAGGUGUCGACCUUGGCCGGACCGACGUCUGAUGACGAGAACGAGGAUGAAGUCAAACCCGAAAAGGAGGAGGAGGUGCAGGAAGAUGCCAAGGAAAUCCAGCAGGGGAAGCCGUACCACUGGAGGGACUGGUCCAUCAUCAGAGGUCGGGACUGCCUCUACAUCUGGUCGGACGCCGCCGCCCUCGAGCUCUCCAACGGCUCCAACGGCUGGUUCCGGUUCAUCCUGGACGGGAAGCUGGCCACCAUGUACUCGAGUGGGAGCCCAGAGGGGGGGUCAGAUAGCUCAGAGUCUCGCAGCGAGUUUUUAGAGAAGCUGCAGCGCGCCAGAAGUCAAGUGAAGCCGGCGACAGCCAGCCAGCCCAUCCUGUCCAUGGUGGGACCCACCAAGCUGACGGUGGGGAACUGGUCCCUGACCUGCCUGAAGGAGGGCGAGAUCGCCAUUCACAACUCAGACGGGCAGCAGGCCACCAUCCUGAAGGAGGACCUGCCUGGUUUUGUGUUUGAGUCCAACAGAGGAACCAAACACUCGUUUACAGCAGAAACGUCGCUCGGCUCCGAGUUCGUGACGGGCUGGACGGGGAAACGCGGCAGGAAGCUGAAGUCCAAACUGGAGAAGACCAAGCAGAAGGUGAAGAGCAUGGCCAGGGAGCUGUACGACGACCACUUCAAAGCUGUGGAGAGCAUGCCCAGAGGAGUGGUGGUCACCCUGAGGAACAUCGCCACGCAGCUGGAGUCUGCCUGGGAGCUGCACAUGAACCGACAGUGUCUGGAAGGAGAGAACACGUGGAGGGACCUGAUGAAGACGGCUCUGGAGAACCUGAUUGUAGUUCUGAAGGAUGAAAACACGAUUUCUCCCUAUGAAAUGUGCAGCAGCGGCCUGGUGCAGGCUCUGUUCACCGUCCUCAGCAACAGUGUGGAGCUGGACCUGAAACACGACUGUAAGCCUUUAAUGGAGCGGAUCAACGUCUUUAAAGCUGCUUUCAGCGAGAACGAAGAUAAUGAAAGCCGACCAGCCGUUGCCUUAGUGCGGAAGCUGAUCGCCGUACUGGAGUCGAUCGAGCGUCUGCCGCUGCACCUGUAUGACACGCCUGGAUCCUCCUACAACCUGCAGAUCCUGACAAGAAGGCUGCGGUUCCGUCUGGAGCGAGCGCCUGGAGAAACCGCUCUGAUCGACAGGACGGGCCGCAUGCUGAAGAUGGAGCCGCUCGCCACCGUGGAGUCCCUGGAGCAGUACCUGCUGAAAAUGGUCGCCAAACAAUGGUACGACUUUGAGCGCUCGUCCUUCGUGUUUGUGAGGAAGCUGAGAGAAGGACAGAUCUUCACCUUCAGGCACCAGCACGACUUUGACGAGAACGGCAUCAUCUACUGGGUCGGAACCAACGCCAAGACGGCGUACGAGUGGGUGAACCCGGCGGCGUACGGCCUGGUGGUGGUGACCUCCUCCGAGGGAAGGAACCUUCCUUACGGCCGAUUGGAGGACAUUCUUAGUCGAGAUAGCUCCGCCCUCAACUGCCACACGAACGACGACAAGAACGCCUGGUUUGCAGUUGACCUGGGCCUCUGGGUCAUCCCGUCGGCGUACACUCUGAGACACGCCAGAGGCUACGGACGCUCGGCGCUCAGGAACUGGGUUUUUCAGGUGUCCAAAGACGGCCAGAACUGGUCCACUCUCUACAACCACAUCGACGAUGGCAGUCUCAAUGAACCGGGGUCUACGGCCACAUGGCCUCUGGACCCGUCCAAAGAGGAGAAGCAGGGCUGGAGACACAUCCGCAUCAAGCAGAUGGGGAAGAACGCCAGCGGUCAGACACACUACCUGUCCUUAUCUGGGCUGGAGCUGUACGGCACCGUCACCGCCGUGUGCGAGGACCAGCUGGGUAAAGCUGUGAAAGAGGCGGAGGCCAACCUUCGUCGCCAGCGCCGCCUCUUCCGAUCUCAGGUCAUGAAGUACAUCGUCCCGGGGGCGCGGGUCGUCCGGGGCAUUGAUUGGAAGUGGAGAGACCAGGAUGGAAACCCCGCGGGGGAGGGCACCGUCACUGGGGAGGCCCAUAACGGCUGGAUUGAUGUAACCUGGGAUGCUGGCGGCUCUAACUCUUAUCGUAUGGGCGCUGAAGGGAAGUUUGACCUCAAGCUUGCUCCAGGGUACGACCCUGAGCUGGCUGCCACAGCGCCAUCACCCAAACCUGUCUCAUCCGCUGUUUCAGGUCCCGCCUCCUCCACGGUGGGACCCUCUGCGACGCCAGCAGCCGUUGGCGGAACCACCACCACCACCUCAUCCUCAUCCUCCUCCACCUCAUCGUCCUCGCAGCAGCCUUCCUGGAGCAGUUUGGUGAAAAAUAACUGUCCCGACAAGGGGGGGGCCAGCUCCUCCAGCAGGAAGGGAAGCAGCAGCUCCGUCUGCAGCGUGGCUUCCUCCUCGGACAUCAGUCUGAGCUCCUCCAUCGGGCUGCCUGGCGCCGGCGGCCUGCAGCUGGACAGGAAGGCCGAGGGGCUGCUGCUAGAUCAGGCCGCGGGGGUGGAAGGGGUGACGGGGGGAGGGGCCGGUUCCGACGGACACCAACAAGAGCCGAUAGUCGUUCUGUCCUCCGUGACCGAAGCCGGAUCCGGUUCGGCGUCCAGCUCCGGCACGCUCACCGCCGACGCCUCGACGGCGGGAGACGAGCAUCACUCUCCCUCAGCGAUGGCCGCCGCCGACCCGGCCACGGCCAUCUCCAUGGGCUUGGUGAGCGUCAGCUCCCCCGACGUGAGCUCCGUGUCGGAGCCCUCCAGCAAGGACACUCACUCCCAGAGGCCGCUGUGCUCGGCCGUGAACACCCGGCUGUCCGUCAGCUCCCUGCUGGCCGCCAGCGCUCCCAUGAGCUCCAGCGCCAGCGUGCCCAAUCUGUCCUCCCGGGAGGCCAGCCUCAUGGAGUCCUUCGUCCGCCGCGCGCCCAACAUGUCCCGCACCAACGCCACCAACAACAUGAACCUGAGCCGCAGCAGCAGCGACAACAACACCAACACGCUGGGCAGGAACGUGAUGAGCACAGCCACUUCUCCUCUUAUGGGCGCUCAGAGCUUUCCUAACCUCACCACCACUGGCACCACCUCCACCGUUACCAUGUCAACCUCCAUAGUAACCUGCGGUAAUAAUGUAGCCACAGCCACCACGGGGCUGUCCGUGGGCCAGUUGCUAAGCAACACACUGACAACCAGCCUAACCUCCACAUCCAGUGAGAGCGACACAGGACAGGAGGCCGAGUUCUCCCUCUAUGACUUCCUGGACAGCUGCCGGGCCAACACGCUGCUGGCAGAGCUGGACGAUGAGGAGGACCUCCCAGAACCCGACGACGAUGACGACGAGAAUGAAGACGACAAUCAGGAGGAUCAGGAGUAUGAGGAGGUCCUGGUGUGUUGUUGGUUCUGUUUGAUCCUUUCUGUUCGGUUUGAAGCCGCCAGUCUGUUUUUAACGGGUUUGUGGACUGUGUUUCAGGAGGAGGAGGAGUACGAGACGAAGGGAGGACGGAGGAGGACGUGGGACGAUGACUUUGUCCUAAAGAGGCAGUUUUCUGCUUUGGUCCCGGCCUUCGACCCCAGACCAGGAAGAACCAACGUCCAGCAGACCACCGACCUGGAGAUCCCCCAACCGGGAACUCCCAGGUCGGAGGUCCGGGAGGAGGUGGAGUGUGCUCCUUCCCCCCAUCUCGCCCUCACGUUGAAGGUGGCAGGACUCGGUACGGCUCGGGAGGUGGAGCUCCCGCUCUCCAACUACAAGCUGACCAUCUUCUACUAUGUGCAGCGGCUCCUGCAGCUCUCCUGCAAUGGAGCCGUGAAGACGGACAAACUGCGGCGCAUCUGGGAGCCCACGUACACGAUCAUGUACAGAGAGCUCAAAGACUCGGAUAAAGAGAAGGAGAGCGGGAAGAUGGAUCUCUUCGAGCACGUUGGAAGUCGGUCUGGAGGUCUGAGUCCGAGCUUGGGUUCAGCCAAUCAGAGCAGCGAGAUCCUGGGCUGGGCGAAGGAGGUUUUGCAGGCCAAGGCGGGCUGCAGCCAGAACGCCUGCGGGGUGGAGGAUGUCCUGCAGCUGCUGCGCAUUCUCUACGUGAUCGGGAGAGACUCGGCUGCAGAAGGACGCACGCUACAAGAAGAUAUUGAUGAGCUGCAGUUCAACGCACCUCCUGAUGAGUUCAGCAGCAAGAAGAUCACCACCAAGAUCCUGCAGCAGAUCGAGGAGCCCUUGGCUCUGGCCAGCGGAGCGCUGCCGGACUGGUGUGAACAGCUCACCUCAAAGUGUCCUUUCCUGAUCCCCUUUGAGACCAGACAGCUGUACUUCACCUGCACUGCCUUUGGGGCCUCCAGGGCGAUCGUGUGGCUCCAGAACCGCCGCGAGGCGACCAUGGAGCGCUCACGGCCAUCCACCACCGUCCGGCGAGACGACCCCGGAGAGUUCCGAGUCGGUCGCCUUAAACACGAGCGAGUUAAAGUUCCUCGAGGGGAGUCCAUGAUGGAGUGGGCGGAGUCUGUGAUGCAGAUCCACGCAAACAGGAAGUCCGUUUUAGAGGUGGAGUUUCUGGGUGAGGAGGGAACGGGUCUGGGUCCGACUCUGGAGUUCUACGCUCUGGUGGCGGCGGAGUUCCAGAGGACGUCUCUCGGGAUCUGGCUGUGUGACGACGACUUCCCGGACGACGAGUCUCGGCAGGUGGAUCUGGGCGGAGGUCUGAAGCCCCCCGGCUUCUACGUGCAGCGCUCCUGCGGACUCUUCCCGGCGCCGUUCCCUCAGGACAGCGAGGAGCUGGAGCGGAUCACUCAGCUCUUCCACUUCCUGGGGAUCUUCCUGGCCAAGUGCAUCCAGGACAACCGGCUGGUGGACCUGCCGGUGUCUCAGCCGUUCUUCAAGCUGCUCUGCAUGGGCGACAUCAAGUCCAACAUGAGCAAGCUGCUGUACCAGUCCCGCGGCCCCCCCCAGGACAGGGCCCCCCUGCUGCUGCUGACGGAGGUGCAGUCGGAGGCGUCCACCGAGGAGAGCCAGGAGACGUACUCCGUGGGGAGCUUCGACGAGGACUCCAAGUCGGACUUCAUCAUGGACCCGCCCAAACCCAAACCGCCCGCCUGGUUCCACGGCAUCAUGUCCUGGGACGACUUCCAGCUGGUCAACCCGCACAGAGCCAGCUUCCUGAAGGAGGUGAAGGAGCUGGCCGUGAGGAGGAGACAGAUCCUGACCAGCAAGAGUCUGUCGGAGGAUGAGAAGAACACCCGGCUGCAGGACCUGAUGCUGAGGAACCCGCUGGGCUCAGGACCGCCCCUCAGCGUGGAAGACCUCGGGUUGAACUUCCAGUUCUGUCCGUCCUCAAAGAUUCACGGCUUCUUCGCGGUGGAUCUGAAACCAAACGGAGAUGACGAGAUGGUGAGUCUGGAGAACGCCGAGGAGUACGUGGAGCUGAUGUUCGACUUCUGCAUGCACACCGGCAUCCAGAAGCAGAUGGAGGCCUUCAGAGAGGGUUUCAACCGCGUCUUCCCCAUGGAGAAGCUCAGCUCCUUCAGCCACAAGGAGGUGCAGAUGAUCCUCUGCGGGAACCAGUCGCCCUGCUGGACCGCCGAUGACAUCAUCAACUACACUGAACCAAAGCUGGGAUACACCAGAGACAGCCCCGGGUUCCUCCGCUUCAUCCGAGUUUUAUGCGGAAUGUCGACGGACGAGAGGAAAGCUUUCCUGCAGUUCACCACCGGCUGCUCCACGCUGCCCCCCGGCGGCCUGGCGAACCUGCACCCGCGCCUCACCAUCGUCAGAAAGGUGGACGCCACCGACUCCAGCUACCCGUCGGUGAACACCUGCGUCCACUACCUGAAGCUGCCGGAGUACUCGUCCGAGGAGAUCAUGAGGGAGCGGCUGUUGGCGGCCACCAUGGAGAAGGGCUUCCACCUCAACUGACCUCGCCGCCGCCGCACUGAGCAUGCUCCCCAGAUCCAUCCGUCCCUCCGGCCUCUCAGACGGACGGACGGACCGACUGCUGGAGGAGGACGUUUGCGUCGUAGAACCGAGAGAAGCUUCUGUCCCACCGGCUUCCCCUUCGCCUCGCCGGCGGCCGCCCGCUCGCCGCCGCGCCCAGCGUCCUCCUCCCGUCUUAGGAAUUUCCCAUCUGGUUUGACUUCUGUUUUCUCCCUCCUCCGGCUUGUUUUUAGUUUCCCCCUCGGUUCCUUUUCGCUUCGUGUGUGCCGCAUUUUGGUUCGACCAGAAGAAGAGGUCAAAGGUCAGAGAGCGUGUGGCGUUUCCUCUGCCGUGAAGCUGCAGAGACAAACGGGACAGCAGCUCUGCUCUCCCUGUAUUUUCUUUGUAUAUUAUAAACCUUUAUUUAACUCGAGUCGCAGUUUGAAGUAAACAGAUAUUUUCAAAUGUGUAUGCUCCAAAAAAAUCAUUAAAAUGUUUGCAAAGUAUGAAGCUC